AGUGGGCGGGCGUGCGCGUAGCAGAAUGAAUGAUGUCAGGGAGCACCGCGGCGAGCAUGAGGCUCGCGGCAAACGCGGCGGCGGCCGCAGCCCCGAACGAGCGCUGCCCCCGGCGCCCCCCGGCCCGGAGCCGCCCUCCAGCGGGAGAGCCCUUCCAGCUGCGGCAGCGCUGAGGCAGGAAACCUCUGCGAGAAGUGCCGCCUCCGCCGACGCCCUUAAAGCCGGUCCCUUUCGCCAGGAGGGAGAAGAGGCUGAGGCUGGGAGAGGAGCAAAUUGCAGGGGAAGGUAGAGAUUGUGGCAAACUUUCUAGCUGCGUCUGCGUGCUGCUGCCUCACUGGUGGGAGUGUCUGCCCAUAAGGAACUGCAGAGCCCAAACCCAGGAGCCCUGAGGCUCCAAAAACGACUUCCAGCCGCCUUUGGAGGAGGAACUGCCAGCAGUGCAAGAUUUUGCAUAUACGGCUGAGUAGAUGAUUCAGCUCUAGAAGAAAGAUUUGUCUUCACAAAUUCCUUUGAAAGCACAAUGGAUGCAUUUUAGAGUUCUACAGAAGUCAUCUAGCAACAAAAAUAUUGGACUUUGAGGAAUAACAGAGUUCAGAGAGCCCAGAAAUUGGUCACUAAUAAAGCCUCUUUGGCCAUACAGCUUGGAAAUGAAUACCAUUGAGACAGCAAAGCUUGAAGAGCACAUGGAGGGUCAGCCAAAUGAGACUUCUAAUGGCUACUCACGACCUACUCUCUCAGUCAGUGAAGAGAACAAAAAUGGCACCAGCAAACCAAAGGGCUUGUCUAAUGGCUUGCGAAAAACAGCAAAGAAGUAUCCUGAUUACAUCCAGAUUGCUAUGCCUGCUGAAUCUAGGAACAAAUUUCCUCUGGAAUGGUGGAAAACAGGCAUUGCCUUUGUCUAUGCUCUCUUCAACUUGAUUUUAACAACUGUUAUGAUCACUGUGGUCCAUGAGAGAGUACCUCCAAAGGAGCUAAGCCCUCCCUUGCCUGACAAAUUUUUUGAUUACAUUGAUCGUGUGAAAUGGGCUUUUUCUGUAUCAGAAAUAAAUGGAAUGAUACUACUUGGAUUAUGGAUAUUCCAGUGGUUGUUUCUUAGAUACAAAUCAAUAGUGGGACGCAGGUUCUUUUUUAUAAUAGGAACUUUGUAUCUGUACCGCUGUAUUACCAUGUAUGUUACUACCUUACCUGUGCCUGGAAUGCAUUUUCAGUGUGCGCCAAAGUUGAAUGGAGACUCUCAGGCAAAGGUUCAGAGAAUCCUGCGACUGAUUUCUGGUGGUGGUCUAUCCAUAACUGGAUCACACAUCCUGUGUGGAGACUUCCUGUUUAGUGGACACACUGUAGUAUUAACACUGGUCUAUCUGUUCAUCAAAGAGUAUUCACCACGUCAUUUCUGGUGGUAUCACUUAAUCUGCUGGCUGAUGAGUGCUGCUGGCAUCAUUUGUAUCCUGGUUGCUCAUGAACACUAUACCGUAGAUGUCAUCAUUGCCUACUAUAUCACCACGCGGCUCUUCUGGUGGUACCACUCCAUGGCUAAUGAAAAGACUUUAAAGGUGUCUUCGCAGACGAAUUUUCUCUCUCGAGCAUGGUGGUAUCCAAUAUUUUAUUUCUUUGAGAAGAAUGUGCAAGGCUCUGUUCCUUGCAGUUUUUCCUGGCCAAUAUCUUGGCCUCCCAGCUGCUUCAAAUCUUCAUGCAAAAAGUAUUCACGGGUUCAGAAGACAGGAGAGGACAAUGAAAAAUCUACCUGAAGAAAAGAAGGAAAGCAUCUGCUCUGGUUUUUUUCAUUUUUGAUUUUUUUUACCAAAACAUUAAUGCUGUAACCAAAGUUCUUUAAAAGACUGUAACUGAAGAAGUGGACCAAGCUUCUGUGCAAUUGAUGGAAAGACAAUUAUAGACACAUAUAUUGCAUUUCAGAUGUUUUCCUCUCAUCCAGCUGUACAGACCUAUUCUACUCUUCAGUGCUAAUGAAAUGCACCACUGAUGGAAUUUUUUUAUUAAAGAAAAAAAUGGAGCAGGAUUGUGCUUUAUUAAUGAGAUAGAGGUGCCAAAGACCACAGUAACACUUGCAUUACUAUCACUCAUCUGCAGAAGCACCCAAAAUUCUCCUCUUCAGAGCUCUGGAGUGUUUAAGGGCAAAAACAUGCUAACAUGUAAAGGCACGAUAUUGGCGUAUUGAGGGGUAUAAAAAAAUAACACAGUUGUGGGAAGUGGUUUGUUGCAUUAUUCUUGCUAAUGAAGGUAAGGCCUUUGUGUGUCUGGUACAGCUGGACGCAAGUCUGACUUUUUUACACACUGUGGGUAUGAAUAUCUUAGGACCCUAAAAUAUUACUUAGCACCAUUAACUCGAUGUAUUCUACUAUAAACCAGUUUUUACAUUUUUAUUAGUAAUUUUAUAUUUAAAUAGUUGUUACCUGAUGAAUUUGCAAAUUAGAAACAGCUGCUAGCAUCAGAGCUCAAGGAGCCUAAAAUUUUAUUUUUAGUAAGAGACGCAGUUUCAACAUCUGAAUCUUGAAUUACAGCUGGCCUUGUGUAUAUAGCUCUACAGUGCCUGUCAGUGUAUAUAGAUGCAGAUAUACACAAAAGCACAUACCUUAAACAAAAUUAUUUACUGGGAAGAGUAAUCCUGAAGUUCUUGAUGCAGGCAGAAGUGGUACAGCUCUCACCUGCUUGAGGAAUGUAAGGCCAGGUCCAAAAUGGGGCUACAUUUAAAAUAAACAUUUUAAUUUUAGUAGCAAUCUCUUGCUGAAGCUAUGUAGCAGGUUUGCUUGGGAGCCAUAGUUCUCCAUUGAAUUUCUUUUUUUGUCUUUUACCUCUUGACACACAUUUCUGUGACUUGCUUUAAAAAAACAACCAAACAAAAAAGUGCUAAGAUGAAAUACCUACAACAGCAGCAUUUCUUCAAUUACAACGUAAAAUAAUUUAAUCUUAAAUGACACUGUGGUAGACCUCAAGAACAGAUUACCUUUUUUUCCCAGGGUUGCAGUCCAGUUGAAAUGGCUGUCUAAACAAGUUGGCUGAGAAUGGGGAAAACUACCAUGGGGUGAACAUGUAACAAAACCACAGAUUAACAGCUACCUGUUUCUUGUUGGUUUAUGUUGUUUUGUAUUGUCGUGAAAGCAAAGUAGAAAAUUAGCACACCAUGUUUAGCCAUUUAUAUUCUGUAAUAAUUUCUGCAGUUAACUCUAUUUUCAGAUAUUCACUAAAACCUAAUGAAAAGAUAAAACUGCAUUGUAUUGAGGUGAUACUAAUAUAAACAAAAUGCUGCAUAUUUUAAGAAUGUCUUGAACUGAGUGACAAGUGUGAACACAAUUUAAAUAAUAACUUGUUUUUAAAAAGUCCAGGGUUAGUUAUAAAAUGAAAUACAGAGUAUUUAAAUAGAAUCAUUUUCAGUUAAGGGGAUCAUUUCUCUGAGUUGUACAUGAGAAUAUUUUUGUGCAUUUCAAGGAUUUUUGUGCAUUAUCAAAAUAAUACAAUAAAAAGUGUUCCUUUCAAUACAUUUUUGGAAAAACUUAGUUAAGAAAGAAAUUCUGCUGCGGUUUGGUUUUGUUUUUUAAAAUUACUUUAGUAGACUGAUAAUGGCCCCUGAAGUUGUGUGUAUAUGGGCAUAUAUGUGCUUUCAUUUGCUUGCUUCUAGCAGACCUUGAACAGCUACAAAGCCAGUAUCAAAAAACUUUUGAAAAUCCUUUUUCCCUAUCAUAUAAAUGAAUCUGUUCAACACCAAUCAGUAGAUCUCCUGAGAUACUUGUUAUAACAGUACUACUUCACAAAUCAUAAUUUUUAAAGCUAAAAUCUAAGCUUUGUGAUACCUUAAAUAUGGUCAUGUUAAUCCACUUGUAGUAAUAAUAUCUUUUUCGAGUUAUGAAUGGGUUUCAUUAGUAGUCACUGUGCCUUGAAAAUAGCAUGAUGAAAAGCAUUACCUAAGAAGCUUAAGCAGUGGUUUUCAUCUGGUGGCUGUAAAAUAAACACUUUGACAGUAGGAUUUGUGUAAUAGAUCUGCAAAGCAGGUUUUCUUCCUGCAGGAUGAGGUGUUCGGGAUGUUUUACACUUAUUCCUGUUUCUGAAGGAAAAAAAUGUGAAAGUGAUGAAAUAGAACUAAGUACAGACUCUGCUUUUGUUGGGCUGUGUGAGCUUUCAUUCUACUGCUGAAUUUGAUAGAGACUUCUAUUGUAAUACAACAGGAAAGUUUAAGUAGCAGCUCUAGCUCAAAAUGCUUGAUUCCUGUUCUGGCUCAGUCCUCCCUUAAGUACUUAAUAUUUAUCCAUUGUAUGAAAGCUCUCAAAGGGAUAUGUGCCUGUUUAAUUAGCAGAAAGCCCCAAUUUUCUAUCCUCUUAAUAGCUUUUAAGUGCUUUACCAGCUUGGAUGGUGUAGCUGUAUUUGAUGACUCUUUAGACCUAUAUGUAAGGUGAUAAAAUGGGGUAAGUAAUGAUGUAUUCUAGUUCUUACUGUUGUAGUCAUUUAUCCAAUAUAAACCACAACUGCUGUGUAAAAAAUGACUAAUUGUAACAUCUUGGUGAUCAUUGUAUACAAAUACUGUGAAGCUUAAAAUAUAGUUUCAUCAUAAGAAGCAAGAGAUUGCAGUAGGUAAAAGGGAGAAACUUGGACUCCGCUUAGGCCUACCAUUAAGUGGUUGUUGUAUUAUUUGGUCUGUAUAUGCCCAAUACUUUGCAGUGUUUCACUAAUUUUUUUCCUAGUUACAGUAAUAUUUCUCAGAUGUCACACGAGCUGCCCCUUUCCUGUGACUAUAACAUGCUCCUCUUGACUGAAGAGCAUUUAUAUGUUGAACUUUACAGACACUUAAUUAAAAAAACCCGCUACAUUUGUGCACCUACCUAUCAGUGUGACUUAAAUGCUGAUGGGCUUUCUUAAAAUGCGUAACACCAAUUUAAAUCUGCAUUUUAAAUGAUAACUUGGGCAUUUAAAGAAAUGUGCUGCUAAGUGGUCAUGCUACAGAUGCUUACUCCUAAGGCCAGAAAUUAGCAUCUACUUGAAAGCGCUGUAAAUGGACGCCUAUUUCGGUACGUGCUUAGCACUCCCGUGUGGACAUAAAUGGUACUAACUGUUAGUCAUCCACUGCUGCUUUCUUGGAAAGAUCGCCACAGGUGGCGCAGCAACAAAAAUAGCUGUGGUAAACAUUGCUAUGAACCCUAGUAUGGGAUUUGCUGCCCUCCUUAAAAAAAACUGAUUGGAAGAGAAGGAAACUAAAAAAGAUUAUGUUAAAAUACACUACCUUCAUGUAGUGGAGAAAUAAAGCUCAGCAACAGAGACUGAACUAGGAAGUCUUAAAAGAGAUGAGAGACCAUUCUCUUAAUUGGAUUAUUGCGAAUCCGCUUUCUAGGGUCUUAAAUCAGAAUCUGUUCAAUCUCUGGCUUUCUCUUAUCAAUAGUAUCUGGCUAGGCAGUUUAUCCUAAGUUGUUUGGUACUAACCCAAAUUCUUUUUUUCAUUUCAUUAGAUGGUAUUUACUGUUCUUGAGACAGAUCUAUUAGCUUCAGUGCAAGGUGAAGUCUUUCCAUGAACUCUAAAUUAACUUUCCCGUGGCUCUAUGUUGGUUUUUAUGUUUGAUGUUUGCUUGCAGGAUUUUUUUUUUUUUUUUUUUUUUGUAAAAGGAGUUUUGGUUUUUUGUGGUUUUGGUUUUGUUGGUUUGUUGUUUUGUUUUUGUUUUUAAUGCAUAAACCUUGAAUCUUAAAGAUUCAUGGGCUUAUUUUGGAAGUGGGUCCAAGCUGCCAGAUGGACUAGAACCAUUUUGCCUUACUGGCAGAUGUAAUAGUUGUAAAACUCCAUUGUCAUCUUGAUAUUUUCACAAUAUACAUGUUUUGGACUAACCUAGAACUCUUACAUGGUCACACAAAAUUAGAGUGAUGCUAUGAGAUUGAACACUUCUGUAUUGAAGUGUUCUAUUCCAGGCAUUGUAAAAUCAAUGUCUUAAAUUCAGUUACUGAGAAUAGGGAUCUUAAAAGUAAAUACUCCUAUUAGACAUCAUUCAAAUGAGUAUUGCUGCUUAAGCACACAUGAGAAAAAUAUCCUAGCAUGCCAUUCAAGUAACUUUGCUUACAGAUAAGCCUUCAUGUGCCAGUCUAUGAUGCUUCUUAGAAUCCAGAGAGAAGUGCUGUGAAACAGAGAAUACAGACAAAGGCAUUUGUUGUAGUAUUUAUAAGGAAAAGAAAAGAAGAUUAAAACACAGAAGUAGAUGGUGAUCAUGUAUUGCUUUUUGCAUGAAAUUGAGCUAGAACUACACCUAACUUGUAAGAAGUGUAGAUUUAAAAUGUGUAAUAGUUCUGAGAAAAAAACCUAUAAGGAAGCAGCAGUAUUAAGCAUAUCAUUCUGUGGUACAGGUGUGUAUCUGUGCUGGCUCUCAUCCAUAAGUUAAAAUACAAAAACAAAACACAACUCAGUGAGAAAUGCUUGGAGAUUGAAGUACUUAUAUAUUAUCAGUCUUUUAUAAGUUGUUCCUACAAGCUGUCACUAAUAGUUUCUAAAACAAGAACAAAGUGCUGCAAUGCUUAAAACACACUUUUUUCUAGUUGGCUUCAGUUUCCGUGCAUUUAACCAUAUGAUUAAAUCUCACUAACCUAGAAAGCCGCACAUAAGGAUGUCAGGCUGGAUACAGGUAGCUCAUGUAUUUCAAGGAAACUUUACAGUUUUGAACUCAUCUUUUCGAAUUAAACACUCAAUGCCUGAAUGAUUUUUAAAGACGGAAUAACAAUACUGUGCAGUCUCUAAUGAGUAUAUGAAAUACUGGUGUUGAGGAUUCCUUCUUUCUAUUGCAAGUCAGUGAUUAAAAACCCACAAAGGUUUGUUUUCAGUGAAAAUUUUUUAAUUGGAAAGAACUUCGAGUUGAGCAAAUAGCUAGCUGUUUGUUUUCUGUGGCUCUUGGCUGUGUACUAACCUUUAAGAUGCAAACUAGGUGGGAGGAGAGGGCAAGACCACUUCUUACUGGGAGGAGCAGUGUGUGACUUUUUGAAAUAAAAUUACAUUGGCUGCAUGUUACAUGCAGUCUUAUCUGUACUACAGUUGAAAAAAGAUGUUGUAUUGUAGUACUAUAUUUAGUGUUUGCACUUUUAAAAAUGAUUCUGCAGUGGCUGACCCAGUCCUUUGCUGGAUGAGGAGUGAGUGUUUUUGUCUUUUCCUUGCUGUCUGCAUGGUGAAAUAUAACUGGUUUUAGUUCUGGUAAAUGUCAAUGAAAAAAAUUGCAGAUCCCUUGGAUACAGUACCUAAGGUGUUUUAAGGUGUCUGUGCAUGGGUUUCUUCUGGGAGAAAUAUUCUUCUUUCAAGCUGUGCCUAAAAAAUAAUAAUGUUAGCUCUUGCAUUUUCUCUCAGGCUAAUAUGGUCUUUAGGAGGUUAGCAUUUGUGGCACUGCAAAGAAUUACUAGAGAAGAAUCUCUGUUGUGCCAAAUGAGUUCAAUUUUCACAAAGUAUCUUUGAACUAUGCUUGAAGAUGACUUUUGGGUUUUGUUUUGUUUUUUUUUUAAUUAAGAGAAAAAAUGGUCAGAAAUGAGUCUGAAAUAAAAGCAUCUCCAGCAGUUGCGGUCAGGCACCGUGCAGGCACAUGGGUGUGGAAAGGGUUUCUCUGGCAUAAGCAAUAUUGGAUUCAGUGCACAGCGGCUUCCCUAGGAAGGCAAACCAGGUUGUACUUGUACGGCACAGAUGGCUGUGAGCCAUCCCUACCUGUCCUUUUGAGCUUCUUUUGGGCUGAUAGUGCAGUACUACAGGUGGCAAUAGUUAAAAAGUGAAGGUCACUUACAAAUCAAAACUAUAAGUGGGGCUGAAAAGGCAGAUCUCUGUAAAACCACUCAUCAGAGAGCUGCAUUCCAAUUCAGUGGAGCAUACAAUUGGGUGCAUACAAUUGGUUACUUGAGAUGUGCAAGUUGCAUUUAAGAUGAGUGGGACUGUUUGCUUUCGACAUUUUUUGGGGUUUUUUUAUUAAAGGUGGCAGGUGUGCUGAGAAUACCAAAAGAAAGUUUAUCUCCCUGCUUACUUUUACCUCUGCCAUUGAAGUGUUUGUGUAUGAACCUUUAACAAUAUUACUUAACUCCAACCCCUCAUUACAUUUUGAGUAACUUAGCAGUGGUUUGUUACUUCUGUAAAAACUGGGUUUGCAUUUCACUUGUUUCAGUUUGUUGCAACUCAAAAUGAUGCUUAUGCUGAAGCCUGUGCUGCUUUAGACUCCUGUCUAUCUACAUCUGCUUCUACUAAUUGUAUUUUCUAAAUGUCUCAAUACAGAAGAGUAGAAUUUACAUUUGAGAAGGCUUCAUAAUUAACGCUAAAGCCAAAGGCAUUCUUGUCAGACACAUCUUUGCACAAUUUGUACUUGAAAAUAUUUUCAAGUUUUGAAACCUAACAUGCUAGGACAUACUUCUUUUCCCUCAGGAAUCAAUUCUUGCUUCUUAAAUGUUUAGCACAUUUGUUUGUGUUCAUUUUCAUGAUUCAGGAGAGUAUAUGUGAGAUGUGAAAAAGGUUCUGCUAGCUUUUGAGGUCAGGGUUAUACCAAGGAACCUGAAAGUAAAAGCAGAAAUAAUGAUUUGAUGGCUGUGGUUCUCAUGCUUUCCAUGUGACUUUGAAAACUCUCAAGACUUCCCUAAAAACAGCACAGGACCUCACUUUGGCUGCAGCAUGGUUUCAUCCUUGUCAGCUGACAGCUUUUUUUGCAGGACUUCUCCUAGGUUGGGUUGGAUCCUAGGUAUCCACAGCUCUUUGUCAAUUGGAGCUGUAUAUCCUACCUUGGAAAAGCUAGGCAAGAAAAGACAUUGGCUGCUGAGGAGCCCUCCAAGGUAAUAUGAGAAUGCUGUAAUGUGUGCAUGGUAAGAAGCUGAUAAGAUGGUGUUGUUUGUAGCUUCAGGGUCCAGUUCUGUAAACACCAUGGAGCAGACUACUACAAUAACACACUGAGAAACCUUUGGCGCUGUAGUUUCUACUGAUCUUUGCAAAUUGGGUUUCGUUUUCAUAAAAAUUCUUCACAAGUAGCAAGAGUUGGCUUUUAUGUUGUAAAACUUUUAGGAUGACACUUUAUAACGGAUAUUUUGUCAGGUAACUGAGUGUUAUGGUUUGCUGCAUACGUGCAAGAGGUACUAGAGCUAGAGUUGUGAUUUGUGCUGCAAUCUGUUCCCUGUGUUAAAAAAACCCAAACCAAAACCAACUAUUGCACUAGCUGUACUUAAAAAAAAGGAGCAAUAAUGGGAGCAUCUUGUAGCUUUUCCCUCCAGAGGUGCUGUCAUGGUCACUUCACUGUCAACUGUGAAUUUGGUAAAACAUCUUGAAGAAAUUGUCCUAUGUGGUUUACUUGUUUACUUGGCACACACAGGUUGAAAUUUUUUGUCAGCCUGUGUGCUAAUGAAUACAGGUGCACUAUUUACACAACCACCCACAUCUUUAAAAAUCAAAAAUCUUACAUCUAUUUAUGGUGCUAAUAAUCUCAAAUAUUAUAAAGAGCUAGUAUUCUCUUAUUACACGUGAACUCUAAGGAAAGCUGUUGUGACACCUUUCAAUAAAAUAAAAUUUCUCUACAUUUUAAGCCUGUUCCAAAUGCUUUUUAUAUAAAACAACACUUUUCUAUUUCAUAUUAAAAUGGCAAAAAAUAGUAUUUUAAUGCAGGAAAACAUUAGGAGUGUGUACUGUUCUAAAUUACAUGUCCAGUUCUAAAUUUUCAUACAUUUAGGAUAGCUCAUCUUCUGAAACUGUCUAAAAUAUAAGAAUUUCACUAGGUAGGAUUAAGGGACAGGCUGGUAGUUUAAAUAAAAUAAUUUUCUGGCUUUGUCAUGACUGUUGAAGCCUUGGGGACAGAGAGAGAGGAUGUGAAAUGGGCAAAGCUGUAUUAGGAGGUCACUGAUUAUAUAGUGUAGAUGUAUAUUUUACUGAAACUUUAAAAAAACCCCGAACAACUUGUGAUGGAUAUGACCAUGUAGCUGUCUAAAGAACAGAAGUGAAACAACAUAAUCGUCAAGGCACUUCACAGUAGGACAUUAUAAAAACUUGUGAAAAAACCUUAAACUAGAUUGUUUAGAUUGUGAAACAACAAAGUAAUUUUCUAGCUUUGUUUGAAAGCUUCACAAGCAACUUUUUCUUAAAAUAGUUUUUCAUCUUGUGCCUUCUGUUGCAGAAGUUAUUGUUGCCUUCCUCCCACCUUUGGUUGUGAUUUUAUUGUAAAUAAUGGACAGCGCACAUCCAGAUCUUUCCAAGAGGUGUUUUUGGGCAGCAGUACCCACACUUUCUAUCCACAGAGAAUACAAAGCCUUUUGUUCUUGUUAAAGGCCCUUACUUGUGAGCUUACAGUUGUGAAGUAUCUGCCUGUGACAUGUGGUGGUUCCUGCUGGAGUCAGCUCUUAGAUGAGCAUGAUGCCCUUAAUUCAUCUGGACAUGUGAGCGUGCAGAGCUGGUGCCAUGCCCAGGUGCACUGGUGGCACUGCAGCACACCCUUCUGCUCUGAAAUGGUUGUACCCCAGGUUGCUAUGCUUCAUGUACUAGAAUAAAUUCUCUUUUAUCACUUCCACUUAGUACUUCCAGAAGUAAGAGGGCUUCUCCAAGAUCUAUUUGAUGGAACUUCUAUAUCAGUGCAACGAAUAUUCCAUGUUUAGAGUAACUUAAUUUAAAGCAGAAACAAGCCUACUAUCUAGGAUAGAACCAGGGCUGGGUGGGGUUUUUGUUGUGUGAAGGUGGGUAGUCUGGUAACAAUAGUCUGGAUUGUCUUCCUACUUGUCUCUGUGCCUGCUUUUAUAGUAGGACCCUUGGAAAAGCCAAAGAUUGAACUAAGUCACCCAUAAUAGUCCUAAGCCACAUUGAAAUAUAAUUUUCCUGUCUUAAUUACUAGAUGCUUCAGAGAAAAUGAAUUGUAUUUUUUUAAUUUACAAAAAAAGUGCAAUACUUACAGAAAUACUAAGAGGCAAAUGGCUGCAUGUUUCAAUGCCCUGCAAAAACAAAACCUUUGAGUGUGUGACAUGCACUUGACCAAAAGUGGGUUUUUUUAACUUUAGCUGCUGUGUUACACUAGUGCACUGAAACAUAUUUCUGUAACUCAGAACUUUCAAAUCCUUUCAAUGUGCUUUUGACAAGGAGAGUGCUUUUUAUGAAUAAAGUGCCUGUGGAAGUAAAAAUCCAAAAGUUGCAUGCAAGCUCAAAUAAAGCAUAUAAAACCACAGCCCACACUUGAAGAGAAUGGGUGCUAAGUCAGCAGCUGCAUAGAACAGCUGGUCAACAGUCCUAAGCGUUGAUAGGAUUCAAAGAUUAAGUUUGAGCAAAGAAUAUUAUGUUGCUUUUGAGAGUUUACUGUGUUAAUUAAACUUCCAAUGCUUCUGCUUAGGCCUUAACUCUGUAACUUGGUUAUCUUCAAGGAAAAAUUAGUUCCUUUGAACUAUUCUAUUUUUAAUACUUUUUUCAUGAUAGCCUUUACUCUGGUGGGGAUGUUUGUUUGCUUGUUAUGUGGAGCUAUUUUUGACCUGUUAAAAGUAGAGUCACCAAAUGCUUUGAUUACUGAGUUAGGGGUAAAAGAUUUUGACAAAUGGUGUUUCCUUAAGUGCAGAAUUAAAGGGGUGUGUUUUUUAUUACACUGAUGCUAGGACUGAACAGGAAGGAUUUCCAUGGAUAGUACUGUAGUGCUGAAGCUUGUAUAUGUAGUUAUUAGGAGUAUGCAGAAUAUUAGUAAAGUACUUGGAUAUGUCUUGCUAUAAUUUCAUGCUUUAAAAAGAGGCUAUUUGGUUCUAACUUAAAUUGGAGAAACUGAUUUUAAUGUUGCAACAGCUAUUAUUUUAACUUGAAAUAUCCACUUAUCUACUGGUAUGUUAGAGGAAAAGCUAUAUUUUAUCACUUAACAUUUUGAAGUUAUUCACAUUUUCUAUCAAAAUUAAUGUGCAAUUAAAUCUCUGGACAUCCUAGAAUUAGCUAUAUGCCACUGAAACCACACUUUCAGCUGCAUACAUAGGGAAGUAAGGCAUUUUUUAAAUCUAGUUCAGCUUCCUGACUAGACUGAGAAGGAAGUGGGGCUAGAUUACUCUUGUACAAAGAAAACAGACAAAAACAGUAAUGUGUUUCAGCUGUGCUGAAUACCUUAGCUUCUUAUUUUCAUACUACAGAACUUAAACUUUUCUGGAGAGUCAGAUUUAAAAUAUCCUUAGUUCAGCUAAAUUUUCAUCUGUUUUUAUAUAUUUUUUCUAAUAGAUGCAUUUUAUUUGUAUACAUUGUAAUUAGCCACUGAAUUUCUGCCAAAUAUGGACAAAAUAAAAGCUGCGUUCUCUUCUGCCAGUCAAAAUCUGUUUUUAGUUUUUCUGUUUGGUUCAGUCCAUGGCUGGUAAAAUGUCCACUUGCUGUUUAGAUUACAGAGACAGUUGCCUUAAUUGCUCAGAGGAAAACUGACCUUGACCAUUUAAAGCUUUAUGUAUUUCUGAAAUUGCUGUAACUUCUGUAUAAUUGCAAUAAAACCUUUUUAAUACAGUUCAGCCACUA
Messenger RNA from Haemorhous mexicanus (house finch), 12424 nucleotides. RefSeq names its product sphingomyelin synthase 2 (gene SGMS2). Gene Ontology annotation, cellular component: endoplasmic reticulum membrane; Golgi membrane. The record is from RefSeq and is a predicted model, not a curated record. The coding region runs from base 648 to 1745 and encodes 365 amino acids. Gene Ontology annotation, molecular function: sphingomyelin synthase activity; ceramide cholinephosphotransferase activity. Lineage: Eukaryota; Metazoa; Chordata; Aves; Passeriformes; Fringillidae. Gene Ontology annotation, biological process: sphingomyelin biosynthetic process; ceramide biosynthetic process. The transcript has 6 exons.